UCGUUUUCUAACCGAGCGAUUGACUACGAAUGAAAUUCCUGAAUUUGACAUUGCUUUUGUGGAAGCUUACCAUAACUGUGUUUAUAUAUGACUCCCUUUGUGUAAUCUGAGAGGACUGGAAAAAGAUUCAGGUAUAACACACUACUUGCAUUCAUCACUGCCAUGCAGGUCUUCAGAUCCCCUAUAUUAACAAUGAACACUCGCAGUCAAUGCCAUAAAUAAUGUUGUUUUUUUGUUUUUUUUAAUAUGUAUAGAAUGGGACAUUGAUGAGGGGCAUAUGUUGAGAUAUGCCUCCCUGUCCUCAUUAUCUCGGCCUGGGAGAUCAGUAGGGGAUAAUCGUAUUUAGAUGUCCUGUAAGCACAUGGAUCCUCUCAGUCAGCAACAUUAAUGGGGCCGUGAGGUCCUCCAUGCUUAAGUAAAAGGGUAUUAGACAGAAGUAAUGCUGGCAGCCUUUGUCUGCUUUCCAGUUUGUACACUGACAUGGGGAGCACCGGUAAAGUGUUUCGGUUCUUCAACAGGAGACAAAGUCUCUUUCCCAACUACAAGGUCACAGGUUCUUAUGUCGAUCGAAGAUCUUCUGAGAUUGUUUAUCCGUCAGCAAAGGAGAGCUGUGUGAGGACAUGGAACUCUAUGCAAGAGCUGAGCAAAGACAUCUACGACAUUUACGCUGAAUAUGAAGAGGAAGAUGAUGAUGGCUUCUCCAGACAGAUUUCCCCAUCCAAGAAUUAUAUGAUCAACAUCAAUGUAGGUGGGAAGCCAUACCAAAUCGCCUACAAGAUGGCAGCCAGGUACCCCAAGACCAGAAUUGGACGACUGGCCACUUACACCGACCACAACAUGAAACUAGACCUGUGCGAUGACUACAGUGUGACCAACAACGAGUUCUUCUUUGACAGAGACCCUGAUAUCUUUCACAGCAUCUUUAAUUUCUACCGAACUGGUGUGCUGUGGAUCAAGGACGAGCUGUGCCCCCGCAAUUUCCUUGAGGAGAUCAACUACUGGGGGGUAAGGAUCAAGAACACCCAACGCUGCUGCCGCAUCUCCUUUGAGGAGAGACAGGACGAGCUGAAUGAGCAGCUGAAGAUCCAGAGGGAGCUGGAAGCCGAGGUGGAGAUCGAGGAGAAUGAGGCGCUGUUUCAAGAUAUGUUCAUGGGCCACAGACGGCGAGCUAUCUGGAACUUGAUGGAGAAGCCAUUUUCUUCAGUCAAGGCCAAGCUGAUGGCAGUGACCUCCAGUUUAUUCGUCCUGAUCUCGCUGGUGGCCAUGACACUGAACACAGUGGAGGAGAUGCAGUACAGAGCUCAUAUGGGGCAGCUCAGUGGAAAGACUUACUGGGAGUACGUGGAGUCAAUGUGCAUCGCCUUCUUCACUAUGGAGUAUCUGUUACGUCUGGUGUCCACCCCUGACCUCAAAGCCUUCAGCAGGAGUGUGCUCAACACCGUGGACCUGAUCGCCAUCCUGCCUCAGUACGUCCAGGCCAUUCUGGAAUUCUUUGACAACAAGGAAAACUACAUGAAGCACGAGGCCGACAUGCAGGCCGUGGGGCAGGUGGGAAAGCUCGGACAAGUCCUGCGUAUCAUGAGACUAAUGCGGAUCUUUCGGAUCUUGAAGCUGGCCCGACACUCCACAGGCCUGAGGGCGUUCGGCUUUACUCUGCGCCAGUGCUACCAACAAGUCGGCUGCCUGUUCCUCUUUAUCGCCAUGGGGAUCUUCAGCUUCUCCGCCAUGGUUUACACUGUGGAGCAUGACAUGCCUCAAACAAACUUCACCAGCAUUCCUCAUGCCUGGUGGUGGGCAUCUGUCAGCAUCUCCACGGUUGGCUACGGCGACGUCUACCCAGAGACCAUCCUUGGUCGUCUUUUUGCUUUCAUCUGCAUCGCCUUUGGAAUCAUACUCAACGGUUUGCCCAUAUCCAUCCUCUUCAACAAGUUCUCAGACUACUACUCCAAACUCAAGUCCAAUCAGUACACAGCCUCCCUGAAGAAUCGAGGGAAAGUGAGGUUCGCCAAAAGGACCGUGCAGAAUCUAAACGACUGCUUUGGAAAAGGCCACCGCCAUCGAUUCUCAACGAAGAAGUCGUCUCCAGCUCCUCCUCCCACAAUCCUCUGCGACUAUUAGUAAAGUGACCUCUCUUGGAUUUGCUGCCGACCUGUGGUUAAACCAUGGCUCCCCCGGUUGCAGUGUCGCCAUUGAUUAAGACUGCCAGGUAUUCAGCUUUGAUCGCUGGCAUCGUUUAUGGCAAGAGGAGAUAUG
This is a messenger RNA of Phycodurus eques (leafy seadragon), 2253 nucleotides long. Its product is annotated as potassium voltage-gated channel subfamily V member 2-like. The transcript is spliced from 4 exons. Lineage: Eukaryota; Metazoa; Chordata; Actinopteri; Syngnathiformes; Syngnathidae. The record is from RefSeq and is a predicted model, not a curated record. Gene Ontology annotation, cellular component: membrane; voltage-gated potassium channel complex. Gene Ontology annotation, molecular function: voltage-gated potassium channel activity. The coding region runs from base 481 to 2118 and encodes 545 amino acids. Gene Ontology annotation, biological process: protein homooligomerization; potassium ion transmembrane transport.